Molecule: messenger RNA, 538 nt
Organism: Asparagus officinalis (garden asparagus)
Lineage: Eukaryota; Viridiplantae; Streptophyta; Magnoliopsida; Asparagales; Asparagaceae
Product: defensin-like protein 2
Exons: 2
Coding region: 76-327 (83 amino acids)
Biological process (GO): defense response
Source: RefSeq, a predicted model, not a curated record
ACUUAUUUUAUCAUUACCAGCCCUCAUACAUUCUUCUAAUUAGUGUGAUAUCUAGUAUCUACUAUCUCCAAGCAAAUGGGGUUCUCCAAGCGCAUGCUUCCUGCUAUCCUCCUCCUCUUCUUGCUCCUCAUUGCCACUGAGAUGGGGCCCACGAUGGUGGAGGCAAGGACUUGUGAGUCACAGAGCCACAAGUUCAAGGGCCUGUGCGUGAGGGCUAGCAACUGUGCUAACGUUUGCAAGACUGAAGGGUUCCCCGGUGGAAAGUGCCGCGGAUUCCGUCGGCGAUGCUUCUGCACUAGGCCUUGUCGUGAAGAGGAGAACGAAUGAGUUGAACGGCUUAUAAAUUGUUGCUGAUCAGUGGUUUUAUGGUGUCUGAGUGCGUGUGAACGUGUCCUGUCUUUGAGAAUAAAGCUGUUGGGUAGCUAGUCCAGUGUUGUUUGUUUUGUUGAUUAAUGGUGAAGAUGUUAAAUAGUUUUCACUAAUAAUUUGUAUUCAUCUCAAAACAAAAAUAUCAAAUGCUCUCUCUGUUUGCUGUCAA